AUGAGUCAAAAGCCACCUUUUAGAAACUCUUAUCGUGAAAGGAAAGUGGCGACGUCAGAUGCCAAAUCAUGUCUUAUCUGUUUUAAGCCUUCCACAUCCGUUCUUAUUACAGAUAACAGCAAAGACUGGUUUUACGUGUGCCCAUCACACUUAAGUGAUGCCAAUUUCUGCAGUACAGUGUAUGAAGAUGAAGCUGGAGUGUCAAAAUCAUCAGAGCAUAGUGCAUUGGUGCGAAAAGAGAGUAUUUUGAUUCGCAAGAGCAAGCGGUUAGAAUUAGAGAUAGAAAACAGCGCAAGCUCUUUCAAUAAAGUGAAAGGGUACUUUAAGUGGGGAAAGAAGAAGGAGGAAGAUACGAAAGAUGACAAUGAGGAGGGUAAGGACGAUAAGGGUGACGAUGAUGCAAAGGAGGAUGAUACGACAAAAAAGGAGGAGAGUGUGAAUGCAGAGGUGCAAUUGAAGGAACUUAAAGGUGAAAAAUUACCGGAUAUAAAGAAGGAGUUGAAUACUUUCGAAAAGCUGUACAAGCGAUACAAAUUGGACCAGGUUUUCUACCGGAACAGACUUCUAUCAGAUUAUAAAAAGCAGAAAAGAGCCCAAAUCCGGAAAAGUUUCGAAAACGGGACGCUUUUCCCAUCUUUGGACAAUCUUCCGGACCUGCCAAAACAUGAAAAUGCAAAUGGUAAAAGCGACACCACAAAAUAA
Molecule: messenger RNA, 702 nt
Organism: Brettanomyces bruxellensis
Lineage: Eukaryota; Fungi; Ascomycota; Pichiomycetes; Pichiales; Pichiaceae
Exons: 1
Coding region: 1-702 (233 amino acids)
Biological process (GO): vacuolar transport
Cellular component (GO): endosome
Source: RefSeq, a predicted model, not a curated record